Molecule: messenger RNA, 11651 nt
Organism: Conger conger (European conger)
Lineage: Eukaryota; Metazoa; Chordata; Actinopteri; Anguilliformes; Congridae
Product: extracellular matrix organizing protein FRAS1-like
Exons: 60
Biological process (GO): cell communication
Cellular component (GO): membrane
Molecular function (GO): protein binding
Source: RefSeq, a predicted model, not a curated record
AUGGCUUCCUUCCUUGCAGCCUCCUGCUUUGAGGAAGGCCAGGAGUACCGGGACCAGGAGGAGUGGCAGGCCACUUCCUGCACUAAAUGUGUGUGCAGCGCAGGGGAGACCCAGUGCGCUACUGUCCAGUGCCAGCCUGCAGUGUGCCAGCCGCGUGAGGCUUUGGUGAUCCUCGAGGGAGCGUGCUGCCCACGCUGCGUACCAGACUCCUGCCGCGUGGCCGGGAACAGAUACGAGCAUGGGCAAAGGUGGUAUGGAGAGAACUGUACCAGCUGUCUUUGUGACCAGGGUCAGACGCUCUGCCACGUCGAGGCCUGUCCCAAAAGCUCCUGUGAGAAGGGCCAGGAGGAGGCACCGACGCUGGAGUCGUGCUGUGAAGGCUGCCUGUCUACCGGAAAGAGCUGCCUCCAUGAGGGCGUGGUGCGUAACCAUGGUGACACAUGGAGCGCAGGCUGCCAGUUCUGCGCCUGUGAGCAGGGACAGGUCCUGUGUCAGCAGGCUGAGUGCGGUGCUGUGGAGUGCUCAUGGAACCAGGAGGAGUGGCAGGAGGGAGCCUGCCAGCAGUGUGAGUGCCAGGACCGGAAGGUCACCUGUUACCACCGCCUCUGUCCCAUCUGUCCUGUGGCCACCCUGGCUGUGUAUGUGGAGGGAACAUGUUGCCCCGAAUGUCAACAGGUGCAGUGUCACCCAGACUGUCUGAUGUGCUCACAAACCCCAGGCCAUUGUGUGACCUGCAAAGACCCUCACUCUGUUCUGCACCAUGGCCACUGUCUCCAGAACUGUCCACACGGAUUCUUCCAGAAGGCCAAAGUGUGUGCAGCCUGCAGGGACCGGUGCAGCUCCUGUGAGGAUGACUUUGAGUGCACUUCCUGCCGCACACGCCUCCUGAUGAGCAACAGACAGUGUGUGGGGGAAUGUGAGAGCGGCUUCUACGCAAAUCACACGCAGUGCGCACGUUGUCAUGAAUCCUGCAUCACAUGUCAGGGGCCCAACCAGAGGGACUGCCUGUCAUGUACUGACCCCUCUCACCUGAUCAAGGACGGACUUUGUACAGCAGAAUGCGGCUCCAGUUUCUACACCAGACGAGGCACCUGCCACGCUUGUGAUGAAUCCUGCUUGACCUGUUACCCUGACAACCCCAGCUGUGUGAGCUGCUCCCCAGACACUGCACUGCAUGAUGGGAAAUGUGUAUUGCACUGUCCUGAGCAGCAUUACAGGGAUACCUACAGUAAAUGCAGAGGCUGCCACCCAUCCUGCUAUUCCUGUAUUGGGCCCCGGCGUUCGGACUGCACACGCUACCUCAGUCCAGUGGGGGCGCUGUCCUCUCCGAACAAUGGGGUCAUCCGCGGUUCCUAUACCUCUGUGUGCAAGUACCAUUUCUACCUGGAUCCAGACAAGUCUUGCAGAGAGUGUCACACCUCCUGUUUGCAGUGCACAGGGAGCAGCUCCGUGAACUGCACCUCCUGCGCCUCCCUAAGCAUUCUCCACCAGGGACAAUGCCUCCGCAGGUGUCCCCGAGGAUACUACAAGCAGGAGCAUUUCUGUAAAGCUUGCCAUCCAUCCUGUAAGGAGUGCUCAGGACCUUCGGAGGUGGAGUGUUCAGCCUGUUUGCCUCCCGCCAGUCUCCAUGACGGCCACUGCAGGACCAGCUGCCCUGAGGGAAAGUACCCAAAUACUGAAGGACACUGCUCCGAAUGCCAGGCUGGGUGUCAACACUGUGUGGCACACCCUCAGAACAAAGGGAGCGUCUGUCUCAGGUGUGAGGGCCCUGGAGACCUGGCACUGUGGGACAGGUGUGUUCUCCGCUGUCCCUCCGGAUUCUUCCCCCAAAAUGGGGCCUGCAACAGAUGCCACUGGAGAUGUACCUUCUGCACCGGCCCGUUACACACAGACUGCCUGCAGUGCAUGGAGGGAUACAUCCUCCAGGACGGGGCCUGCGACCAUGGUUGUUCUGUGGGAUACUACAAAGACGGAGAGGAAUGCUUGAGCUGUGAUGUGCACUGUGAGCUGUGUGAGGGUCCGGGCCUCUGUCUGACCUGUGAGAAGCCCUUCGCCCUGUUUCAGGGCCUGUGUGUGCAGGAGUGCGGGCGGUCUUUCUUCCUGGAUACCUCCCUACAGCAGUGUACCGCCUGUCCCCCUGACUGUGUGGAGUGUGAGGAUGCAGAGAGCUGCAGAGCCUGCAGACAGAGCACCUUCCUUACGGCUGGCCUCUGUACCGCCGACUGUGGCCACGGCUUCUAUGCCAACACCAGGAGCAGGACCUGCCAGGUAAAUGCCCGCGCCCCCGUGCUGCACGUGAAAGGCCCUCUCGUGGUCAUGAUUGGAGGAACCGCGCUGCUGGACCUGUCCGUCAUGGCUGCUGAAGACCCGGACAGCAGCGGCGAGGACCUGGUUCUCCAGCUGGUCCUGCCCCCCGGCAACGGCAGGCUGAUCGGCCUCACGGACGGCAGGGAGACCGUCCUGAACAGAGACGACUCCUUUCCCUUCAGGGACCUGAGGAGGGGAGCGCUGCGCUACACACACUCCAAAGGACAAUCCAAGAGCGGCCUGUUGAUGCUCCGAGCGGCGGAUCCCCAGCUCCUCUCUCCGCCGGUGACCAUUAGCAUCCAGGCCGUGUCCCUGCAGCCUCCGUACAUCUUGAGAAACCAGCCCAUGGUGGUCACCAGAGGGGAGGCCAUGGUCAUCACGAGGUCAGUACUGUGGAUCGAGGACGACGACAACCCCCAGGACGUGGAGCUCAGGGUUCUAGACCCACCCCGCCACGGUGUCCUGAGGCGUAUCCACAGCAACCGGCCGCUGGGGAGGUUUGGGCUCCAGGAGUUGAGCCAGGAGCGGCUGCAGUACGUCCAUGACGGCUCCAGCCACGCCCACGACAGGGCUCUGCUGCUGGCCAGUGACGGGCACGGCUCCCUGAACCUGCUCUUUCGUAUCAGCGUGGUGCACAAGUCCUCCACUCCUCACCUGCUGUCUCUCUCCACUGCCUGGGUGAAAAGGGGGGGGAUGGUGCAGAUCAGCCAAAAACACCUCCGGGCAGAGUGCCGAGGCUCCAGCCAAUCCCAGAUCCUUUUCACUCUUGUCUCCACCCAGGAAAACCCCAAAUAUGGUGAAGUUCUGCUGGUGCCCAUGCAAGCUGAAAAGCUCACAGAAGAGUGGCAGAGGCUGUCAAACGGUCGAGAGGCAAGACCAACCAAGUCCUUCACCCAACAGGACAUCAAUGAUGGCACUGUGUGGUUCCAACACUCUGGCACUGGGCCAGGGAGGGACAUCUUUCAGUUCCAGGUCUCGAUAGAGGGGUUCCAGGAGAUGCUCAGCAGUGUCUACACCUUCACAGUCAGGCUGCUGCCCCAGACCUCCAUCUUCUCUCAGCUCUCUCCACACUCCAGCCUGCAAAUGCCAGCACUCAAAGAUAAUAUGACACGGAUAUGGCCUUCUGCUCUCUCCUUCAUCUCCAAGGAAGCAGCCAGUAAAACGAUGGUCUAUAACAUCACUAGACCACUUGCACAGGGACAAGGUACCAUUGAGCACCUUGAGAGACUAUAUACCCCUGUGAAAUCUUUCACACAAGCAGACAUCAAUGAUGGCAAGAUCUUAUACCAGCCUUCAUCAGCACCGUCCCACCUUCAAGAGAUCUGCCAGUUCUCCUUUGUAGGUAAUGGAGACUAAAAUGAGUACUCUGUUUCAGUGACUGAUGGGGAACUCACAACCCCAGAGAUGGACUUUGUCAUCUUCCUCUUAGCUGAACACCUUCAGCCACCUGUGUUCCAAAUCAUGUGCCCGGUGCUGGAGGUGCACCUGGGGAGCAGAGCUGCUGUUAGUGAGCAACAGCUGGCCGUCACUGAUAGAGAUACCACUCCGGAUGAGCUGGAGUUCAGGCUGGUGGAAGCUCCUUUGCGUGGACUUCUCUGGAAAAUUGAUGGUGGCGUGGAGAAAGCAAUGCUGAACGGUGACACAUUCACCUUCAGUGAUGUCACCCAGAACGCUCUACAGUACGAACACGCGGGAGGAGCCACUCAGGAAGACGUCAUGCUGUUCUCUGUGACUGACGGGACCUCCGUGGCCACGGCGACAGUGCAGGUGUUGAUUUCUGGGUUGAACGGCAAUGCGCCCCAGAUGGACCCACACGCCCAGCUGUCCAUGGAGGUGUCUGAAAACUGCAGCAGCCCCCUCAGACGUACACAUCUGGCAUACACGGAUAAUGAUUCUCCAGACAAGAUGAUCAGGAUUCAGCUGGUAUCUGUGCCCAUGUAUGGCACCCUGAGUCGAACCACUCCCACAUCAAACCUGGAGGAGCUGAGUGAACUCUCCACAUUCACCAUGGAUGACAUCACCCACCACAGGAUACGGUAUACUGCUCCCUCUCAGGUGCCCAGUCUUCCAGUGAGGGACAUGUUCCACUUCACUGUCUACAACAGGAUGAAUAAUAGCCUUCACAACCAGAUGUUCACCAUCACUAUCACCUCUGCACAAGAACAGCCCCCAGAAGUUACAUUGCACAGUGGGUUCAAGGUAGAGGAAGGGGGCAGAGUUAAACUGACGGUCAGUAAUAUGACAUUACGACACUCAGCCACGCCCAUGAAGAACUGGCUGGUGUGGCUUGCAAGCCCACCCAAAUAUGGCUUCAUCCAGAACACAGAAGACGCUGGGGCAUCAGGCAGGCCACGAGUGAUCAGCCCAGAUGUCCCAUUCCCUAUGGCGGACCUGGUAUCUGGCUGCAUCUUCUACGUUCCAAACACAAACCUCUCCGCUGUAUCACAGGAUGAGCUGAAUUUUCACAUCACUGACGGAUCUACACUGAUGGAUGUUUUCCUCAUAAAUAUUGACAUCCAGAGGAAGACAGAUGGGGCUCCAGUGAUUUCAGUGACCAACACCCUGGAGAGCUUCCUCACCAACUCCUCUCUGAACAUGAUGGACCCAGGCAAUCUGAGUGAGAUGCUGCUCACAGCCACCAGGAGACCUGCCUAUGGGGUCGUUGCCCUGUCCCCUUUAGUGGUCCUGAACAGAGGACUGGUGCUGCAUGAGAGCUCGGUGAGGAAGAUCACUGCCCUCCAGCUCUCUGUCACCAAUCAGGAUGGAGCAGGGAGGGACCUGCUGUACCGCAUUACCAAGCAGACCCAGCUGGGGCACUUGGAGCAUACUGCCUCACCAGGGACACGCAUUAGCACUUUCACACAGGCUGACCUUGCAUCUGGCAGCAUCCAGUACGUCCACACCAGUGAGGAGGAGAGACCUUCGGACAGCUUCACCUUCACUGUGUCUGACGGGGUCACUGAGGUCUCUCAGACGUUCCACAUUGCCCUGCGGCCUGUGGGAGACUCCCUGCCGGUGCUGCAGGUUUUGGGGAUGAGUGUGGCUCAGGGGACGAUGAAGGUCAUCUCUGAGACUGAGCUCAAAGCCACCGAUGCAGAUACUGAGGAGGAGUCGGUCACCUUCAGUAUUGCCCAGACCCCUCGACAUGGCACCGUGCAGAAGGUCACAGAUGAUUAUCGACAGGUUGACGCCUUCUCCAUGGAGGAUAUCUACCUCAGCCGGAUAAGUUAUCAACACGACGGCAGCAACUCACUCACAGACCACUUCACGUUCACCGUGACGGACGGCACAAACCUGCUCUUCUUGUUGGAGGAGGGAGAGGAGGAGAUUGUGACUGCUGCCCCUCAGAGGUUCGAGAUUGACAUUCUCCCAGCUGAGGAUGGCAUCCCUCGUAUUGUCAUUAAUUUGGGGUUGCAGUGGCUUGAAUACGUUGACAACAAGGCCAGCAAUCUGAUCUCUAAGAAGGAGCUUCUUACGAUGGACAUGGACGCAGAGGAUACAGUUCUGCUCUAUGAGGUUACAGCUGGGCCAAAGCACGGCUCCCUGGAAACGAAACUUAGACCUGGCACUCCCACCACCACCUUCACUCAAGCUGACAUUAACCAACGGCUGAUUCGCUAUGUCCUCAAUGAGGAGAAUGCCCAAGAAACUAGGGACAACUUCACAUUUCUGGUGAAGGAUGACAGGUCCAAUGUUGUCACUGACAACAUUUUUCACAUCCAGUGGUCAUUCAUCAACAUUGAGCACACAAGUUACAAUGUGAGUGAGAACGCCGGCACAGUGGCAGUGCCGGUGAGGAGGACGGGCAGCCUCAAUCACUCUGCGGCAGUGCUGUGCCACACUGAGCAGGACACUGCCACUUCCAGCCCCAGCCCCAUCCCCGGCCCCAGCCCCAGCCCCGGCCCCAGAUCCAGGCCUGGGCAGCAGGACUACGUGGAAUACACUGGAGAGGUGCAUUUUGAUGAGAAUGAGGACAGGAAGAUGUGCACCAUUGUGAUCAAUGAUGACCAGGUAUAUGAGAACAUGGAGAGUUUCAUUGUGAAGUUGAGCAUGCCUGUCUACGCCCUCCUGGGCACAGUGGCUCGUGCUGAGGUCAACAUCUUUGAUCCAGAGGAUGAGCCCACGCUACAGUUUGACAGGAAAACCUAUCACAUCAAAGAGAGUGCAGGCAUUCUCCUUGCUCCCAUAGAAAGGAAAGGCGACACCAGCGACAUGGUGUCUGUCCUUUGCUACACUGUCCCAAAGUCUGCCCAGGGCAGCAGUCUAUCCACCUCGGAGUCCAGCUCUGAUUUCUAUACCCGUGGGGCAAGUGAAGAAAGUCGGGUGGUGUUUGGACCAGGGUCAAGCACGUCCACCUGCGCAGUGAGACUGAUCGAUGACAGCGAGUACGAGCCACCAGAAGAGUUUGAGCUGGCCCUGUCAGACCCGUCGGACAACGCCCGCAUUGGGGACGUGGCUGUCGCCAGCGUACUCAUUGAUGGCCCCAAUGAUGCCUCAGCAGUAUUUCUUGGCAGCGCUUCAUUUACAUACAAAGAGGAUGCAGGUACCAUUGAGAUCCCAGUUCUGAGGCAGGGAAGAGACCUUUCCUCUGUGUCCUCUGUCUGGUGUGCUACCCGGCCCUCUGACCCCCCCUCAGCCAUACCUGGCAUGGACUACAUCCCCAGCUCCAAGAAGGUGGAGUUCAAACCCGGCAUGACAAAGGAGACCUGCAGUUUGACUAUUAUGGAUGACAUCCAGACUCCGACGAUCGAGGGGAAGGAACACUUUGUGGUCUUUCUCAGUUCGGCACAGGGGGCCCUGCUCACCGAACCUUUCGAGGCCUCGGUCACCAUCACUGAUGCGUCCCUGGACAUUCCCAGUAUGCAGUUUGAGAAGAAAGCGUACUCGGUGAAAGAGAAUGUCGGAGUCCUCCACAUUCCCAUCAUCCGCACAGGAGAUCUGACCCCAUUGUCGUCUGUCCGUUGCUACACCCAUACUAUAUCUGGUACCAUGUUGGAGGACUUUGUGGAGAGAAGAAACACUGAUGAUUCGCGCAUCACCUUCUACAUGGGAGAAAAGAUAAAGAACUGCACUAUCCAGAUCAAUGACGACUCUGUUUUUGAACCUGAGGAGGAGUUCCAGGUGCACUUAGGGAUGCCCCUAGGGGACCACUGGAGUGGAGCUGUAGUUGGCAAGAAUGACGUUACCACUGUCAUCAUCACCAAUGAGGAGGAUGCCCCUACGAUUGAGUUUGAGAAAGCCAAUUACAAGGUGAGGGAGCCUCAAGGUCCAGAUGGGAUUGAGGUGCUGAGCGUCAAAGUGAUCCGUCGGGGAGACCAGAACCGAACCUCGAAGGUUCACUGCAGCACCAGAGAUGGCUCAGCCCAGUCUGGUGUGGACUACAACCCCAAUAGCAGAGUGCUAAAAUUCAGCCCAGAUAUAGACCAUAUCCUCUUCAAAGUUGAGAUCCUGUCUAAUCAAGUACGGGGAUGGCAUGAAUCAUUCUCAUUGGUACUUGGCCCUGAUGAGCCAGUGGAUGCAGUGCUUGGAGAAAUCACCAUGGCAACAGUGACCAUUGUGGAUCAAGAAGCAGCAGGAAUUCGUGUCCUCCCUGCCCCACCUAUUGUGGUAACUUUGUCUGAAUAUAACCACGUUGAAGAGGCUUCAAAAGAGGGCAGUAAGAAACCCCCCUCUCCAGGUUACCCACUUAUCUGUGUGACCCCCUGUGACCCCCACUACCCUAAGUACUCUAUGCUGAGGGCACGCUGUGAGGGGGCAGGCAUUAACCAGUCUGCUGUUCGCUUUGGCUGGGAGGUGGCAGCUCCCACGGACACCAGUGGUGUCAGAUCCCCAUUUGAGAUACUGACAGACAACACCCCUUUCACCAGUAUCAACCAAAAGGUGUUGGACAGCAUCUACUUCAGUAGACGAUUCCGCGUGCGCUGUGUGGCUCAGGCCCCGGACAAAGCUGGCCACCUGGGCGCUCCCCUGAGGAGUAACACCGUUACCAUUGGCUCGGAGGGCUCCAUCUGCCACACCCCCAUCGCCACAGGAACUGCCCGUGGCUUCCAGGCACAAUCCUUCAUUGCCACCCUCAAGUACCUGGAUGUCAAGCACAAAGAGCACCCAAACAGGAUCCACAUCUCAGUGCAGAUCCCCCACCAGGAUGGGAUGCUCCCUCUGGUGUCCACAAUGCCCUUACAGAACCUGCACAACCUUCUCUCAGAUUCUGUCUAUCGCCAGCAGCACAUCUGCUCCAACCUGGUCACCCUCAAAGACCUGCAGGGCAUCUCUGAGACCGGCUUCCUGGACGAUGUACCCAAUGACAGCCUCUCCCUGGGUCCAGGGUAUGACCGGCCAUACCAGUUCACCCCUGGUGUGAGAGAGCCCAAAACCAUCCAGCUCUAUAAACACCUCAACCUGAAGAGCUGCCUCUGGACCUUUGAUGCCUUCUACGAUAUGACCGAACUCAUUGACGUUUGCGGGGGGUCUGUCACAGCUGAUUUCCAGGUACGAGACUCUGCACAGUCCUUCCUCACGGUGCAGGUGCCCCUCUACGUGUCGUAUAUAUAUGUGACUGCACCCCGCGGCUGGGCCUCUCUGGAGCACCACACUGAGAUGGUGUUCUCCUUCUUCUAUGACACUGUGCUGUGGAGGACAGGCAUACAGACUGAUAGUGUGCUGUCUGCUAGGCUACAAAUCAGCAGAAUCUACAUCAGAGAGGAUGGGAGGCUUGUGGUGGAAUUUAAAACUCAUGCCAAAUUCCGAGGUCAGUUUGUCCCAGACCACUAUACCCUUCCGGGUCACAAGUCCCACCUGGUGGCUCCUGACCAUCUGGGAGGCAUGGCCUUUGACCUGCAGCUGCUGCGGAGUGCGCAGACCUUUGACUCGCCUGUCCAGCUGUGGAAGGCCACAAGCUCCUUCAGCCGAAAGGACUACUCUGGGGAGUACACAGUGUUCCUGGUGCCCUGCACUGUGCAGCCUGCCCAGCCCUGGGUCGAGCCGGGAGACAAGCCCUUGUCAUGCACAGCACACGCUCCAGAGAAGUUCCUGGUUCCCAUUGCCUUCCAGCAGACAAACCGACCAGUUCCUGUUGUGUACUCCUUGAACACUGAGUUCCAGCUCUGCAGCAAUGAAAAGGCCUUCUUAAUGGACCCUGUCUCAGCACACAUAUCAAUGGCUGAGAUGGACUACAAAGGAACAUUUUCUGUUGGGCAAACGCUGUAUGGCAGAGUGCUGUGGAACCCGGAGCAGAACCUGAACACAGCCUACAAGCUUCAGCUGGAGAAGGUGUUCCUGUGCACUGGCAGGAAUGGCUACGUGCCCUUUUUUGACCCCACGGGUACCCUGUACAACGAGGGCCCACAGUACGGCUGCAUACAGCCCAACAAGAACCUCAGACACAGGUUCCUGCUGCUGGAUCGAAAGCAGCCAGAAGUCUGUGACAGGUAUUUCCAUGAUGUCCCAUUUGAAGCAGGCUUUGCUUCUGAUAACGAUGAUCUACAGCCGAUGGCCCUGAUGCCUGGAGUCGACGGAUUCACCAUGAAAGUUGAUGCCCUUUACAAGGUGGAGGUGGGACAUCAGUGGUAUCUGCAGGUGAUCUAUGUGAUAAGGCCAGAGUCCACCUCUGAUCCAAGCACCCCGCACUCUCUGACACACCGGCUGAGACGGAAACAGAGGGACCUGGCAGAACGCCUUGUGCUGGACGAGUCUCUCAUCUAUGACAACGAGGGAGACCAGGUGAAGAAUGGCACUAACAUGAAGACACUGAAGCUGGAGGUGGAGAGUGAAGUGACCUUUGACCCACACACAGGUGGAUCCAUUGGAGGUGGAAUCGCAGCUCUAGUGGUAGUCCUAGCUGUCCUACUUGCUACCUGUUUACUGUUCAGGAAGUGCAGGUUGAAAAAGCGGUCACCCACAUACCUAGUGGAAGAGUACCCCCUCAACACCAAAGUGGAGGUGUGUCUCGAGAAAAACUUCAGCAGCAUGCACUGCACUGUCAGAAAGGUCAACAUCCUCAACAUGGACCAGGAUGCCUCUAAGGUCAAGGUUAAACAGGUCAACCUAGAGGUCAAACUCCACAGCAACUUCAAUGAAGGCACAGAGGUUUGAUCAAAGAUGAGAGAGUACAUUUUUAUAUUGUUAUUUGUCAUUUACAAAUAAGUUAUUGUAUUUUUAUACAAACAUGAAAGAAGAACCAAACAUGCACUGUUGAAAUGCACAUGCAAGUACUUGGCUCUGGCCUUUCCCGCUAAUGUUAACGCAUUGUUAUUGAGGGAACUGCCUAAUUAGUUAGCAGCAUUAUAAGUUCUAAGGCUGUGUCCUCAGUCACAGCCAAAAAUAACAGUAAAAGUGCUGUAUGGCAAUGCACAUAAUCCAUUUCAUACCUGAACUACAUGUGUCUCCCAAAACCAAAGGAUUAUGAAAGUUUGAUUAUCACCCAAAACCACUAUAUUGUACGAUCUGCUGUCAUUCCUGAUGUUUAAGAUCUGACAGAAAAUCUGUAUUUAGGAGAUUACAAUAUAAUUAAUAUAAUUUUUUAAGUGACAAUGGCCAUGAAAGUAAGCACUUUGCUUUGUUUAUGUGGUGAAAUGUCUAACUGUGAACAUAAGUGUAAUUACUCCAAGUGUUACUGACUCCCAUUGUGAGGACUGUAUUAGGAUGAUGCAUUCAGGACAAAAUCACUUGAGAAACUUAGGCAUAUACUUAACCUCGGCCUAAAUCACUGUGUAUCACAAGUUUGAAAUAUAUAGACUUGCACAUUUAUGGAUGGAAAUACCAAUACUGCAGUCCAAAGUUAUUUAUUUUUAAGAGGAAAACGUAUGUCCUGGUAGAUUGCAUUUGGUUUACUGCCUUGAGUCUACAGUAUAGUACACUAAAUACUCAUAGGAUGUUAAUUGGCUGAGGAGCAGUUUGUACUAGGACUUGUUUUGCUUGUUUACAUUUCAGUGGACUUGCCAGCAGCAGUGCACUUUAUCCUAGUAUCUCAAAAUUCCUAGUGUAUACCAAAAUGAUUAUCAGCCUCAAAGUAUUUCUGUUUAUAACUGUCUAACAACAGUAACUGUAUGUGUUGUACAUUUUUAUUUUAUAUUUCGCAGCAGGGCAUAUCAAUUGGAAAAUCAGUGAAAGUAUUGGAUGACCUAUACACCUAAGUGUGUAUGUGCGUGUGUGUGCGCAUGUACCAGUAUGUAUGUACGCACGCACGCACACAUGUACGUACAUUUGUAUGUAUGUAUUUAUGUAUUUGCUCUUUUUUUUUCUGAAAUAUUACUAUAAAUAAAAUGCCUACUGGUUCUUGUGCUUUUUAUUUGAAAAAAAAUCUAAUUAGAAUUGUACUGUUUUUUAUUUAAUAAAAAUCCAUCUAA